Ilex paraguariensis (yerba mate) is the source of this 1909-nucleotide messenger RNA. The record is from the annotation of a GenBank genome assembly. Lineage: Eukaryota; Viridiplantae; Streptophyta; Magnoliopsida; Aquifoliales; Aquifoliaceae.
AUGCCACCUUCUUUUAAGCAGUCUGAUCAUUCCUGCCAAAAGCUUGCCAUGAAUAGGAUAUUUUUUCUUCCUGUUGAGGCUCUUGAUCCUUCGUUGCAUAAUGUCAUUGGAAAUUUUGAUGAGGUAAUUUCACUUUGCUGGAAGGAGGGAUCUUCUGCAACUGGACUUGAGGGCAUGAAAGAAGUUGCGAAAGGAUACCAGAAAGGGAAGAGGGUUGGGUUUGCACAACUUGCACCGGGUGUUGAUUUAUAUAUCUGUCCUCGGAGCGAAGCCAUUAUCACAAUUCUUGCAAAAUAUGGUUUCUUCAAGGGCAUGACAGCUGUUGAAGACAACCAAGACUCAUUGAUUGGUUGUGUGGUGUGGCGGAAAAAUCGAACCUCUUCGAAUACUGGUGCAAAAACAUCUGAGAUUAAGGACAACUCCUUGCCAGAGCAGCCUUUGAAAUCCCCUUCUGACUCUUCCACCCAGCAAGUGGCAGAAAAAAGUUUGUCUCCUGGCCCACCAACUCAGGAAUCCCUUCCCCUUGCACCAGUAACAUAUGUUCCAUCUCUUGGAAGUGCAGAGGGGAAUGUUGCUGCAAACAAGAAUAUUGAGGCUAGUGAAACCCACAUUGAUGUACGUAAUUUUUCCUCUGGCGUUAAUUCCUCGCCAACUUCUUCGGUCCCCAGCAAGUCCUCUUAUGUUCCAAUGGAGCGACAAACCUCCGCACAAUCUCACUCACCUCGUCAAGCUACCCGUGGGCACCUGUUGGAAGUUGAAGCUACUCCUAUCCACUGUUCAGGAGCAGAGCAACUUAAACCAAGUUUGGAACUCAAGCAAACAGUCAUUUCUCUCCCAUCUGAUGUACGGAAACCAACAAUGCCCACUGAUGAUGAUGAUCUGCCUGAAUUUGACUUCAAUACUGCAUGUGGGAUUUCUCUAACUCCAAGGAGCAAGCCUUUGGAUGCUGCUAUGCUUGGCAAACAACUUCCAGAUGAAGGAAUUAAGAAUAUUAAUGCAUCAGGACCGCCAAGUAUGCCUGUUGUACAGUCGAUUCCUGUUUCCAGAGAAAGAUUGGAUAGUUCUAUCCUUUCCAGGAUUCCUUCAGUUACCAGCCAAGGAAUGCCUCCACCGAAAGGGGUUAGUGAGCGUGAGUCCCAGAUCCCUGCUUUCCGCAAUUUGCAAGACAAUGUGGGUGUCCAAAGCAAAGUGACUCCAACAUCAGUAAGUGCUGCUGCAUUGGCCUCAUCAAAGGAUUCAUUUAAUGAAUUGCCUCAGAAGAAGAAUCUUUUCGAUGAUGAUGAUGACAUGCCUGAAUGGUGCCCCCCAGACCCCCACAAGAUAUCACUGGGAGAAGAAAUCAAACCAUCAGCAGCUUUUUCCUCUGAAAUAUCCAUCUCAGUUUUCCAAAACAUAUCUCCAGGCCCUCGACGACCUCUACUCUCAUCUCCAUCCACAACUGCAACACGUCCACCAUUUUCCUCCCAAGCAUUCCCUCGUGCAUUUCAUUGUCCAACAUCGACAAAUAUGAAGGCACCACAACACAAACCGUUUCCAAGUGGUCCGAAUCUGUUAAUGAGGUUCAAUUCUAAACCACUCUUUAGGCCUCUUUCCAGUUCAGCUGAUGUCAAACUUCCAUCCCAACCUUCUGGUAGAAGAGGUUGGAGGCCUUGAUACGAAGAUUGGGAAACAAGUUCUCAAACGACCUUGAAUUUGUUUGGAACUGUUCUGACAUCGUAGGAACGCUGCUUCGUAGAGAUCGACUACGAAGUAAUGUUCCCAGUAGAAAGCUCAAGUUGUAUAUAAUUUUAGGAAUUUGAUAGCAGGUUCACAUCAUGGUCUGAGGUUUGCUAUAGUAGUUGUUUCUUAGGUCUUCAUUAUUGUUACAAUACUCUGUUCAAAGUUGGAAAAACAAGUGUUUUAUAUCAUG